AGAGAGAGAUUGAAAAAAAUCCAUUUGACUUUAGAGGUUGGUGACUUUGUGCGUUGAAGUUAUAGAGAGAGAGAGAGAGAGAGAGAGAGAGGAGUUUGGAGAGAAGAGUGAAGAAGGCAAAUCGCGAAGACUAGAUCUGAUCUGAGAGAAUGGCUCCUCGGUCUAGCAGCAAGGACGCCCAAGACCUUUUCCGCGCUCUUUGGUCUGCUUAUGCUGCAACCCCCACUAAUCUCAAGAUCAUUGAUCUCUAUGUCAUCUAUGCCGUAUUCACCGCUUUCAUCCAGGUUGUUUACAUGGCUUUGGUUGGAUCAUUUCCAUUUAACUCCUUCCUAUCAGGAGUACUUUCUUGUGUAGGAACUGCUGUUCUUGCUGUUUGUCUCAGGAUCCAAGUGAAUAAAGAGAAUAAGGAAUUCAAGGAUCUUGCACCUGAGCGCGCUUUUGCGGAUUUUGUUCUCUGUAAUUUGGUGCUUCAUUUGGUGAUCAUGAACUUCCUUGGUUAAAUUGGGUUUGUGUGGCGGUUGUUGUUUCUGAUUGAACCCUUCGAUAAUAAAAAUUAAAUAGUAGUAUACCUAGACUUUUGUAAUAGUAUUUAUAGACAGUAGCCGGCAUUCUACUAAUUGCUUUAGCUUUAUGUUGAUUACCCCCACCCCCCAUUUUUGGUUCCCUGUUUUGAACGAAGAGAUUUUGCCAUCUUUUGAAGUUUAAAGUACUUUUGAAUGGCGAAAUAAAGAAGGUAUUGUUAUUAUUCACAUGGA
Glycine soja is the source of this 755-nucleotide messenger RNA. Its product is annotated as dolichyl-diphosphooligosaccharide--protein glycosyltransferase subunit DAD1. Gene Ontology annotation, cellular component: membrane; oligosaccharyltransferase complex. The transcript is spliced from 5 exons. Bases 150 to 500 code for a protein of 116 amino acids. Gene Ontology annotation, biological process: protein N-linked glycosylation. Lineage: Eukaryota; Viridiplantae; Streptophyta; Magnoliopsida; Fabales; Fabaceae. The record is from RefSeq and is a predicted model, not a curated record.